Molecule: messenger RNA, 19884 nt
Organism: Lepus europaeus (European hare)
Lineage: Eukaryota; Metazoa; Chordata; Mammalia; Lagomorpha; Leporidae
Product: obscurin-like
Exons: 81
Coding region: 1-19611 (6536 amino acids)
Molecular function (GO): guanyl-nucleotide exchange factor activity; protein binding
Source: RefSeq, a predicted model, not a curated record
AUGGACCCCUCCUCGCUCAGUGGCGCGCCCCGCUUCCUGACGCGGCCCAAGGCCUUCGUGGUGUCCGUGGGCAAGGACGCCACGCUAAGCUGCCAGAUCGCGGGCAACCCCACGCCGCAGGUGAGCUGGGAGAAGGACCGGCAACCAGUGGAGCCCAGCGCGCGCUUCCGCCUGGCCCAGGACGGAGACCUGUACCGCCUCACCAUCCUGGACCUGGCGCUUGGAGACAGUGGGCAGUAUGUGUGCCGCGCGCGCAAUGCCAUCGGGGAGGCCUUCGCGGCUGUCGGCCUGCAGGUGAACGCUGAGGCCGCGUGUGCUGAGCAGGCACCGCACUUCCUGCUGCGCCCCACGUCCAUCCGCGUGCGGGAGGGCGCCGAUGCCACGUUCCGUUGCCGCGUGCGCGGCUCUCCGCCGCCGGCAGUGAGCUGGUCCAAGGACGGGCGGCGUCUGGGCGCGCCCGAUGCCCCGCGUGUGCGUGUGGAGGAGCGGGGCGAUGCAAGCUCGCUGCGUAUCCAGGCUGCACGCCCGCGUGAUGGCGGCACCUACGAGGUGCGUGCUGAGAAUCCCCUGGGCACCGCCAGUGCGGCCGCGGCGCUCGUGGUGGAUGCGGACGCCGACGUGACCGGCCCGCCCGGGGCGUCCACCGCCGCACUCCUGGCGCACCUGCAGCGGCGGCGCGAGGCUAUGCGUGCGGAUGACGCCCCUCCCUCGCCACCUGGCUCAGGCACGCGCACCUGCACGGUGACCGAGGGCAAGCAUGCACGCCUCAGCUGCUUCGUGACGGGUGAGCCCAAGCCCGAGACGCUGUGGAAGAAGGACGGGCAGCCGGUGGCCGAGGGCCGGCGGCACGUGGUGUACGAGGACGCGCAGGAGAACUUCGUGCUCAAGAUCCUGUUCUGCAGGCAGGAGGACCGCGGCCUGUACACCUGCACGGCAUCCAACCUUGUGGGCCAGACCUACAGCUCGGUGCUGCUGGUCGUGCGCGAGCCUGCCGUGCCCUUCCGGAAGCGGCUGCAGGACCUGGAGGUGCGCGAGAAGGAGUCGGCCACGUUCCUGUGCGAGGUGCCACAGCCGGCCACGGAGGCCGCGUGGUUCAAGGAGGAGACGCGGCUGUGGGCGAGUGCGAAGUACGCCAUUGAGCAGGAGGGCACGGAGCGCCGGUUGACUGUGCACAACGCCUCGGCUGACGACGACGCCGUGUACAUCUGCGAGACCGCUGAAGGCAGCCGCACGGUGGCUGAGCUCAACGUCCGAGGCAACCUGACUCGAAAGCUGCCUCGGAAGACGGCAGUGCGUGUGGGGGACAUGGCCAUCUUUUGUGUGGAGCUGGCCAUCCCUGAGGGCCCAGUUCGCUGGCUGCGGAACCAGGAGGAGGUGGUGGCUGGAGGCCGCGUGGCCAUCACUGCUGAAGGCACGAGCCACACACUGACCAUCUCCCAGUGCAACCUGGACGAUGCAGGGGAGGUGGUCUUUGUGGCUGGCAGCUGCCGCACGUCCACGCAGUUCUGUGUGUCGGUGCCCAGGAGACCACCCUUGCAUCCCCCUGUGGACCCCGUGGUGCUGGCCAAGGCAGAGAGUUCCGUGACCCUCAGCUGGUCCCCACCGCCCCAUGGGGACCGCCCCGUAACCAUCGACGGCUACCUGGUAGAGAAGAGGCGGCUCGGGACCCACAUCUGGAGCCGCUGCCACGAAGCAGAGUGGGUGGCCACGCCACAGCUGACCGUGGCUGGUGUGGCCGAGGAGGGGGACUUCCAGUUCCGGGUGUCGGCUGUCAACAGCUUUGGUCAGAGUCCCUACCUUGAGUUCCCAGGGACUGUGCAUCUUGUCCCCCAGCUGGCCGUGAGGACGCCCCUGAAGGCGGUGGAGGCAGUGGAGGGUGGCGAGGUCAGCUUCUCCGUGGAGCUCACCAUGGCCUCAGCAGGCGAGUGGUUCCUGGACGGGCAGGCCCUGAAGGCCAGCAGAACGUACAAGAUCCUGUGCAGCGGCACCAGGCACACACUCACCAUCUGCGAGGUGCCCGCCAGUCUGCACGGGGCCCAGCUCAAGUUUGUGGCAGACGGCAUAGAGAGCAGCGUCCGUGUGGAGGUCCGAGCGGCCCCAGGGCUGACCGCGCACAAGCCUCCAGCAGCAGCUGCCCGGGAGGUGCUGGCCCGACUGCAUGAGGAGGCCCAGCUGCUGGCAGAGCUGUCUGACCAGGCAGCAGCCGUGACGUGGCUGAAGGACGGCCGUGAGCUGCCCUUGGGCCCCAAGUAUGAGGCGCGUGCGUCGGCGGGGCGGCGGGUACUGCUGGUGCGUGAUGUGGUACGUGACGACGCCGGCCUCUAUGAGUGUGUCAGCCCUGGGGCCCGCAUCGCCUGCCAGCUGUCAGUGCAAGGCCUCACAUCCUUUCUGCACAAGGACACAGCUGGUGGCCGUGUGGAUGCCGUGGCUGGGGGCCAAGCCCAGUUCGAGUGUGAGACCUCGGAAGCCCACAUCCCCGUGCGCUGGUUCAAGGAUGGCUUGGAGCUGGGGUGCUCCAGCCAGCGGGUCUCCCAGGAAGACGUGGGCACACGGCACCGGCUGGUGCUGGCCUCAGUUACCAGGCAGGAUGAGGGCACCUACUCCUGCCGUGUGGGUGGGGACGCCGUGGACUUCCAGCUCCGUGUUUCUGAGCCCAAGGUGGUGUUUGCCAAGGGGCAGCCGGCGCUCAGCCAGGUCCAGGCCGAGGCGGGGGCCAGCGCCACGCUGAGCUGCGAGGUGGCCCAGGCUCAGACGCAGGUGACGUGGUACAAGGACGGGAAGAAGCUGAGCUCGAGCUCGAAGGUGCGCGUGGAGGCCGCGGGCUGCACACGGCGGCUGGUGGUGCAGCAGGCGGGCCAGGCGGACGCCGGGGAGUACAGCUGCGAGGCCGGGGGCCAGCGGGUCUCCUUCCGCCUGGACGUCCCAGAGCCCAAGGUGGUGUUUGCCAAGGGGCAGCCGGCGCUCAGCCAGGUCCAGGCCGAGGCGGGGGCCAGCGCCACGCUGAGCUGCGAGGUGGCCCAGGCCCAGACGCAGGUGACGUGGUACAAGGACGGGAAGAAGCUGAGCUCGAGCUCGAAGGUGCGCGUGGAGGCCGCGGGCUGCACACGGCGGCUGGUGGUGCAGCAGGCGGGCCAGGCGGACGCCGGGGAGUACAGCUGCGAGGCCGGGGGCCAGCGGGUCUCCUUCCGCCUGGACGUCGCAGAGCCCAAGGUGGUGUUUGCCAAGGGGCAGCCGGCGCUCAGCCAGGUCCAGGCCGAGGCGGGGGCCAGCGCCAUGCUGAGCUGCGAGGUGGCCCAGGCCCAGACGCAGGUGACGUGGUACAAGGACGGGAAGAAGCUGAGCUCGAGCUCGAAGGUGCGCGUGGAGGCCGCGGGCUGCACACGGCGGCUGGUGGUGCAGCAGGCGGGCCAGGCGGACGCCGGGGAGUACAGCUGCGAGGCCGGGGGCCAGCGGGUCUCCUUCCGCCUGGACGUCGCAGAGCCCAAGGUGGUGUUUGCCAAGGGGCAGCCGGCGCUCAGCCAGGUCCAGGCCGAGGCGGGGGCCAGCGCCACGCUGAGCUGCGAGGUGGCCCAGGCCCAGACGCAGGUGACGUGGUACAAGGAUGGGAAGAAGCUGAGCUCGAGCUCGAAGGUGCGCGUGGAGGCCACGGGCUGCACACGGCGGCUGGUGGUGCAGCAGGCGGGCCAGGCGGACGCCGGGGAGUACAGCUGCGAGGCCGGGGGCCAGCGGGUCUCCUUCCGCCUGGACGUCGCAGAGCCCAAGGUGGUGUUUGCCAAGGGGCAGCCGGCGCUCAGCCAGGUCCAGGCCGAGGCGGGGGCCAGCGCCACGCUGAGCUGCGAGGUGGCCCAGGCCCAGACGCAGGUGACGUGGUAUAAGGACGGGAAGAAGCUGAGCUCGAGCUCGAAGGUGCGCGUGGAGGCCGCGGGCUGCACACGGCGGCUGGUGGUGCAGCAGGCGGGCCAGGCGGACGCCGGGGAGUACAGCUGCGAGGCCGGGGGCCAGCGGGUCUCCUUCCGCCUGGACGUGGCAGAGCCCAAGGUGGUGUUUGCCAAGGAGCAGCCGGCGCUCAGCCAGGUCCAGGCCGAGGCGGGGGCCAGCGCCACGCUGAGCUGCGAGGUGGCCCAGGCCCAGACGCAGGUGACGUGGUACAAGGACGGGAAGAAGCUGAGCUCGAGCUCGAAGGUGCGCGUGGAGGCUGCGGGCUGCACACGGCGGCUGGUGGUGCAGCAGGCGGGCCAGGCGGACGCCGGGGAGUACAGCUGCGAGGCCGGGGGCCAGCGGGUCUCCUUCCGCCUGGACGUCCCAGAGCCCAAGGUGGUGUUUGCCAAGGAGCAGCCGGCGCUCAGCCAGGUCCAGGCCGAGGCGGGGGCCAGCGCCACGCUGAGCUGCGAGGUGGCCCAGGCCCAGACGCAGGUGACGUGGUACAAGGACGGGAAGAAGCUGAGCUCGAGCUCGAAGGUGCGCGUGGAGGCCGCGGGCUGCACACGGCGGCUGGUGGUGCAGCAGGCGGGCCAGGCGGACGCCGGGGAGUACAGCUGCGAGGCCGGGGGCCAGCGGGUCUCCUUCCGCCUGGACGUCGCAGAGCCCAAGGUGGUGUUUGCCAAGGAGCAGCCGGCGCUCAGCCAGGUCCAGGCCGAGGCGGGGGCCAGCGCCACGCUGAGCUGCGAGGUGGCCCAGGCCCAGACGCAGGUGACGUGGUACAAGGACGGGAAGAAGCUGAGCUCGAGCUCGAAGGUGCGCGUGGAGGCCGCGGGCUGCACACGGCGGCUGGUGGUGCAGCAGGCGGGCCAGGCGGACGCCGGGGAGUACAGCUGCGUGGCCGGGGGCCAGCGGGUCUCCUUCCGCCUGGACGUCGCAGAGCCCAAGGUGGUGUUUGCCAAGGAGCAGCCGGCGCUCAGCCAGGUCCAGGCCGAGGCGGGGGCCAGCGCCACGCUGAGCUGCGAGGUGGCCCAGGCCCAGACGCAGGUGACGUGGUACAAGGACGGGAAGAAGCUGAGCUCGAGCUCGAAGGUGCGCGUGGAGGCUGCGGGCUGCACACGGCGGCUGGUGGUGCAGCAGGCGGGCCAGGCGGAUGCCGGGGAGUACAGCUGCGAGGCCGGGGGCCAGCGGGUCUCCUUCCGCCUGGACGUCGCAGAGCUGGAGCCCGGAGCUGCCGGGAGCCGGGGCCGCAGGGAGCCUGUGGUGGUCAAAGAGCAUGAGGACAUCGUCUUAGUGGCCACGCUGGCCACGCCGUCCGCGGCUACUGUGAGCUGGCUCAAGGACGGUGUGGAGAUUCGCCGCAGCCAGCGGCACGUGAUAGCCAGCCAGGGGGACACCCACACCCUGACGGUGCACAGUGCCCAGGUUCUGGACAGUGCCGUCUACAGCUGCCGCGCAGGUGACAGGGGGGAGGACUUCGCCGUGCAGGUGCAAGAGGUGGCCACCAUGUUUCUCCGGCCGCUGGAGCCUGUGAGUGGGGAGCUGGGUGGCUCCGUGACGCUGGCCUGUGAGCUGAGUGUGCCCCAGGCCCCAGUGGCAUGGCGCUGUGGGGACAUACAACUGCGGCCUGGCCGGCGCUUCCAGAUGGAGGCCACGGGCCCUCUGCGUACGCUUACUGUCUUGGGGCUGCGUGCUGAGGACGCAGGCGAGUAUGUGUGUGAGACCCGUGACGACCGCACCAGCACACACCUGUCGGUUCACGUGCCCCGUGUGGUCAAGUUCACAUCUGGGCUGAGCACUGUGGUUGCCGAGGAGGGCCGCGAGGCCACCUUCCAGUGUGUGGUGUCCCCGGAGGAUGCGGCAGUCACCUGGUACCGCGACGGUGCCGAGCUGCAGCCCGGCGAGAAGGUGCUCAUCUCCCGGAGUGGCGCUGGCCACAGCCUGACCAUCUCCUGCCUGGCCCUGGAGGAUGCGGGCCAGAUCUCUGCCAAGGCAGAGGGCGCGUCCACCUCGGCUGCCCUGCGGGUUCGCGAGGCCCCAGUGCUGUUCAGGAAGAAGCUGGAGCCUCAGACGGUGGAGGAGCGGACCUCGGUGACGCUGGAGGUGGAGCUGACGCGACCAUGGCCGGAGGUGAAGUGGACGCGGAACGCGGUGGCCCUGGUGCCUGGUGAGAAUGUGGAGAUCCACGCCGACGGAGUGCGCCACCGCCUGGUCCUUCUCAGCGUGGGGUUUGAAGACCGUGGCUUCUUUGGCUGCGAGACGCCUGAUGACAAAACGCAGGCCAAGCUCAGCGUGGAGAUGCGUCAGGUGCGGCUAGUGCGUGGCCUGCAGGCGGUGGAGGUGCGGGAGCAGGGCACGGCCACCAUGCAGGUGGAGCUCUCACACGCCGACGUGGAGGGCAGCUGGACCCGGGAUGGCCUGCGCCUGCAGCCGGGACCCACCUGCCACCUGACCGUGCAUGGCCCCACUCACACCCUCACGUUGUCGGAGCUGCGGCCGCAGGACAGUGGCCUGGUGGCCUUCAGGGCAGAGGGCGUGCACACCUCGGCUCAGCUCGUCGUCACUGAGCUGCCGGUGCACUUCCGCCGCCCGCUGCAGGACGUCGUGGCUACAGAGAAGGGCAAGGUCACCCUGGAGUGUGAGCUGUCGCGACCCAACGUCGCCGUGCGCUGGCUGAAGGAUGGCGUGGAGGUGCGGGCGGGCAGGACUGUGGGCAUCACGGCCCAGGGUGCCUGCAGGAGCCUCACCCUCUUCCGCGUUGAGCCCGGGGACCAGGGCAUGUACGUGUGUGAUGCUCGGGAUGCUCAGACCUCCGCCUCCCUGACGGUGCAAGGGAGGACACAUACCCUCAUUUACCGGAAAGUGCUGGCGGGCGACGCAGGGGAAAUCAAGUUCGUGGCAGAAGGAGCCGAGUCUCGAGCCCAGCUCCGAGUGAAAGAGCUGCCGGUGACCCUGGUGCGCCCUCUGCGGGACAAGAUUGCCAUGGAGAGGCACCGCGGCGUGCUCGAAUGCCAGCUGUCUCGGGCCAGUGCACAGGUGCGGUGGUUCAAGGGCAGCGUGGAGCUGCAUCCCGGGGCCAAGUACGACAUGGUCAGCGACGGGGUCUACCGCAAGCUGGUCAUCCGGGACGUGCAGCCCGAGGACGAGGACACCUACACCUGCGACGCCGGCGACGUGCAGACCAGCGCCCAGUUCUUUGUGGAAGAGCAAUCUAUCAGCAUCGUGCGGGACCUGCAGGACGUCACAGUGAUGGAGCCUGCCCCGGCCUGGUUUGAGUGCGAGACCUCUAUCCCCUCGGUGCGACCACCCAAGUGGCUGCUGGGCAAGACAGUGCUGCAGGCCGGGGCGGACGUGGGGCUGGAGCAGGAGGGCACUGUGCACCGGCUGACCCUGCACCGCACCUACUCCACCAUGACGGGGCCUGUGCACUUCACCAUCGGCAAGGCCCGCUCCUCCGCCCGCCUCGUGGUCUCGGAUGUCCCUGUGGUGCUCGUGCGGCCGCUGGAGCCCAAGGCGGGCCGUGAGGGGCAGUCGGUGGUGCUGUCCUGUGACUUCAGGCCGCCCCCCAAGGCUGUGCAGUGGUACAAGGAGGACACACCCCUGGCUCCGACCCACAAGUUCAAGAUGAGGCUGGAGGGCCAGAUGGCAGAGCUGCGCAUCCUGCGGCUUACACCUGCUGACGCCGGCGUCUACCGGUGCCAGGCGGGCAGUGCCCAGAGCGAUGCCACGGUCACUGUGGAAGUGCGGGAGGUGACGGUGACGCAGCCACUGCAAGAUGCCGUGGCUACCGAAGGGGGCCGGGCCUGCUUCUCGCUGGAGCUGUCGCAUGAGGACGAGGAGGUCGAGUGGUCACUCAACGGGACGCCCCUGUACAGUGACAGCUUCCAUGAGAUCAGCCAUGAGGGCCGGCGGCACACGCUGGUGAUGAAGACCGUGCAGCCAGCCGAUGCCGGCACCGUGCGCGCUGCCUCCCCCAAGGUGUCGGCUUCUGCCCGCCUGGAGGUCAAAGGGAAGCCAGUGGUGUUCCUGAAGGCGCUGGAUGAUGUGUCGGUGGAGGAGCGUGGCACGCUGACCCUGAAGUGUGAGGUCUCCAGCCCAGAGGCCAGCGUGGUGUGGUGCAAAGAUGGCGUGGAGCUGGUGCCCGGCAACAAGUGUGACUUCCUGCACACAGCGUGUAUGCGCGGGCUCGUGGUGCAUGACCUGAGCCGUGAGGAUGCUGGCCUGUACACCUGCCGGGUGGGCACCGAGGAGACCCGGGCCCGGGUCAGUGUGCACGAUCUGCUUGUGGGCAUCACCAAGAGGCUGAAGUCCGUGGAGGUGCUGGCUGGAGACAGCUGCAGCUUCGAGUGCGUCCUGUCCCAUGAGAGUGCCGAGGAGUCGGCUGUGUGGACGGUUGGCGGGAAGACGGUGGGCACCUCCGGCCGCUUCCAGGCCAUGCGCCAGGGCCGCAGAUACACCUUGGUGGUCCAGGAGGCCGAGCCCAGUGAUGCUGGGGAGGUGGUCUUCUCGGUGCGAGGCCUCACCUCCAAGGCCUCGCUCGUCGUCAGAGAGCGGCCGGUGGCUAUCACCAAGCCCCUGGAGGACCAGCGGGCAGUGCUGGGGGAGGACGUGGUGCUGAGCUGCGAGCUUGCCCGUGCCGGCAGCUUGGUGCGCUGGCUAAAGGACGGGAAGGCCAUUCGCAAGAGCCAGAAGUAUGACGUCCUCAACGAGGGCACCAGGGCCGUGCUGGUCAUCCGGGGGGCCCAGGUCAAGGAUUCUGGCAUGUAUACCUGUGAGGCAGAAGCUGCCAAGAGCACCGCCAGCCUGCGUGUGGAAGAGAAGGCAAACCGGUUCACCGAGGAGCUGGCUGACCUGCAGGUGGAGGAGCAGGGCACGGCUGUGUUCACCUGCAGGACAGAAAGCCCGGCCGCCCAGGUGACCUGGCGCAAGGGCCUCACGGAGCUACGGGCCUCGGGGAAGCACACGCCCAGCCAGGAGGGCCUCACCCUGAGGCUCACCAUCAGCACCCUGGAGAGGGCAGACAGUGACACCUACGUCUGCGACAUCGGCCAGGCCCAGACCCAGGCGCGGCUGCUGGUGCAAGCCCGCAGGGUGCUCAUCACGGAGGGCCUGGAGGACGCCGAGGUGCAGGAGGGCUCCUCAGCCACCUUCUGUUGCCGCAUCUCCCCCGCCGACUACGAGCCGGUGCACUGGUUCCUGGACAAGACACCCCUGCAGGCCAACGAGCUCAACGAGAUGGAGACCCAGCCCGGGGGCUACCACGUGCUCACCAUGCGGCAGCUGGCACUCAAGGACUCGGGCACCGUCUACUUCGAGGCGGGUGACCAGAGGACCUCGGCUGCCCUGCGGGUCACUGAGAAGCCGAGUGUCUUCUCCCAGGAGCUCACGGAUACCACAGUCACUGAGGGUGAGGACCUGACCCUCCUCUGUGAGACCAGGGCACCUGUCAGCCCCGUGCGCUGGACCAAGGACGGGAAGACCCUGCGGCCAUCUGCUCGGUGCCAGCUGAGCUACGAGGGCCGCCGGGCCCAGCUGACCAUCGUGGGCACUGCUCUGCAGGACGGUGGCCGUUACAAGUGUGAAGCCGGGGGUGCUUCCAGCAGCUCCAUCGUCAGGGUCCACGCUCGGCCAGUGCGGUUCCAGGAGGCGCUAAGGGACCUGGAGGUGGCCGAGGGUGGCGCCGCCACGCUGCGCUGUGUGCUGUCGGCUGUGGCCGCACCUGUGGAGUGGCGCCGGGGAGACCAGGUCCUGAGGCCCAGCAGCAAGUAUGGCCUGCGCCAAGAGGGCGCUGUGCUGGAGUUGGUGGUUCGUGACCUGCAGCCCCAGGACAGUGGGCAGUUCUCCUGCUCCUUCGGAGACCAGAUGACCUCAGCCACCCUCACCGUGAAGGCUCUGCCUGCCCAGUUCGUAGGAAAGCUGAGGAACAAGGAGGCCACAGAAGGGGCCACGGCCACGCUGCGGUGUGAGCUGAGCAAGGCGGCCCCUGUGGAGUGGAGGAAGGGGUCUGAGACCCUCAGAGACGGGGACAGACACAGCCUGAGGCAGGAGGGGGCUGUGUGUGAGCUGCACAUCCGUGGCCUGAAGGUGGCAGACGCUGGAGAGUACUCGUGUGUGUGCGGGCAGGAGAAGACCUCGGCCACGCUCACCGUCACAGCCCUGCCUGCCCAGUUCAUAGAGAAACUGAGAAACAAGGAGGCCACAGAAGGGGCCACGGCCACGCUGCGGUGUGAGCUGAGCAAGGCGGCCCCUGUGGAGUGGAGGAAGGGGUCUGAGACCCUCAGAGACGGGGACAGACACAGCCUGAGGCAGGAGGGGGCCGUGUGUGAGCUGCACAUCCGUGGCCUGGCCGUGGCAGAUGCUGGAGAGUACUCGUGUGUGUGCGGGCAGGAGAAGACCUCGGCCACGCUCACCGUCAAGGCCCUGCCUGCCAAGUUCAUGAAGGGACUGAAGAAUGAAGAGGCCACAGAAGGGUCCACGGCCACGCUGUGGUGUGAGCUGAGCAAGGCGGCCCCUGUGGAGUGGAGGAAGGGGUCUGAGACCCUCAGAGACGGGGACAGACACAGCCUGAGGCAGGAGGGGGCUGUGUGUGAGCUGCACAUCCAUGACCUGAAGGUGGCAGAUGCUGGAGAGUACUCGUGUGUGUGCGGGCAGGAGAAGACCUCGGCCACGCUGACCAUCAGGGCCCUGCCUGCCACGUUCAUGAAGGGACUGAAGAAUGAAGAGGCCACAGAAGGGUCCACGGCCACGCUGCGGUGUGAGCUGAGCAAGGCGGCCCCUGUGGAGUGGAGGAAGGGGUCUGAGACCCUCAGAGACGGGGACAGACACAGCCUGAGGCAGGAGGGGGCCGUGUGUGAGCUGAAGAUCCAUGACCUGAAGGUGGCAGAUGCUGGAGAGUACUCGUGUGUGUGCGGGCAGGAGAAGACCUCGGCGACGCUCACAGUCAAGGCCCUGCCUGCCACGUUCAUGAGGGGACUGAGGAACGAAGAAGCCACAGAAGGGUCCACGGCCACGCUGCGGUGUGAGCUGAGCAAGGCGGCCCCUGUGGAGUGGAGGAAGGGGUCUGAGACCCUCAGAGACGGGGACAGACACAGCCUGAGGCAGGAAGGGGCGGUGUGUGAGCUGCACAUCCGUGGCCUGAAGGUGGCAGACGCUGGAGAGUACUCGUGUGUGUGCGGGCAGGAGAGGACCUCGGCUACGCUCACUGUCCAGGCCCUGCCUGCCACGUUCAUGAAGGGACUGAAGAACGAAGAGGCCACAGAAGGGUCCACGGCCACGCUGCGGUGUGAGCUGAGCAAGGCGGCCCCUGUGGAGUGGAGGAAGGGGUCUGAGGCCCUCAGAGAUGGGGACAGACACAGCCUGAGGCAGGAGGGGGCCGUGUGUGAGCUGCACAUCUGUGGCCUGAAGGUGACAGACACUGGAGAGUACUCGUGUGUGUGCGGGCAGGAGAGGACCUCGGCCACACUCACCAUCAAGGCCCUGCCUGCCAGAUUCACAGAAGACAUGAGAAACCUUGAAGCCACAGAAGGGUCCACGGCCACGCUGCGGUGUGAGCUGAGCAAGGCGGCCCGUGUGCAGUGGAGGAAGGGGUCUGAGACCCUCAGAGACGGGGACAGACACAGCCUGAGGCAGGAGGGGGCCGUGUGUGAGCUGAAGAUCCAUGACCUGAAGGUGGCAGAUGCUGGAGAGUACUCGUGUGUGUGCGGGCAGGAGAAGACCUCGGCCACGCUGACCAUCAGGGCCCCCCAGGUGGUGUUCCAGGAGCCCCUGCAGCACCUGCAGGUGGAGGAAGGUGCCACAGCCAGCCUGCGGUGCGAGCUGUCCACCCCCACUGCUGCUGUGGUCUGGAGCAAGGGCGGCCUAGAGCUGCUGGCCGAUGAUCGCCGGGAGCCCAGGCGGCAGGGCUGCGUGGCAGAGCUGUUGCUGCGGGAUCUGCGCCGGGAGGACGCGGGCGAGUAUACCUGCGCCUGCGGCUCCCAGGCCACCAGCGCCACGCUCACCAUCACAGCUGCACCUGUGCGGUUCCUGCAGGAAUUGCAGGCCCAGGAGGUGGAAGAGGGAGCCACGGCACACCUGCGCUGUGAACUGAGCCGGGCUGGUGCCAGCGUGGAGUGGCGCAAGGGCUCGCUGCAGCUCUUCCCCUGCGCCAAGUACCAGAUGGUGCAGGCGGGCACGGCCGCCGAGCUGCUGGUGCGUGGUGCCGAGCAGGAGGACGCAGGCGACUACACAUGCGAUGCUGGGGUCUCCAGCAGCACCGCCAGCCUCGUGGUCCAUGCCCCCAGAUCCAAGUUCAAGACCCGGCUGCAGAAUGUGGAGGCAGAGGUGGGCGGUGAGGCCCGGCUGUGCUGCCGACUGAGUGAGGUCGAGGAGGGACCCGUGCAGUGGCUCAAGGAGGGCGAGGAGCUGCGUGGGGGCCCCAAGUACGAGAUGCUGCACCGCGGGGCCGCCUGUGAGCUGCGCAUCCGCGGGUUGGAGGCCAAGGACACGGGCGAGUACACCUGCACCGUGGGCGGCCAGAAAACCACGGCUUCCCUCAGGGUCAGAGAGCCCGAGGUGACCAUCGUGCGUGGGCUGGCCGAUGCUGAGGUGCAAGCUGACGAGGAUGUGGAGUUCAGCUGUGAGCUGUCGCGGGCGGGGGCGGAUGUGCAGUGGCGUCUCCAGGGCCUGCUGCUGCAGAACAAUGAGGUGACGGAGCUGACCGUGAGGGGCGACCGCACCCACGUGCUGCAGCUACGGGCUGUGACCCCUGAGGACGCUGGCACCGUCUCCUUCCACGUGGGUGGCCACACGUCCUCUGCCCGGCUCACCGUCCGAGCCCCUGAGGUGACCAUCCUGGAGCCCCUGCGGGAUGUGCAGCUCAGUGAGGGCCAGGAUGCCCACUUCCAAUGCCGGCUGUCCAGGGCCUCAGGCCAGGAGGCCCGUUGGUCUUUGGGAGGGGUGCCCCUGCAGGCCAAUGAGAUGAACGACAUCACUGUGGAGCAGGGGACGCUGCACUUGCUCACCCUGCACAAGGUGACUGCUGAGGAUGCCGGGACCGUCAGUUUCCACAUGGGCUCCUGCAGCUCCGAGGCCCAGCUGAAGGUCACAGCCAGGAACACAGUGGUGCGGGGCCUGGAGAACGUGGAGGCCCCCGAGGGUGGCGAGGCGCUGUUCGAGUGCCAGCUGUCCCGGCCCGAGGUGGCUGCCCAGACCUGGCUGCUGGACGAUGAGCCGGUGCAUAGCUCGGAACGCGCCGAAGUGGUCUACUUCGAGAACGGCCUGCGGCACCUGCUGCUGCUCAAGAACCUGCGGCCUCAGGACAGCUGCCGGGUGACCUUCCUGGCCGGGGACGUGGUGACCUCUGCGUUCCUCACUGUCAGAGGCUGGCGCCUGGAGAUCCUGGAGGCCCCGCGGGACUUGGCGGUGCUGGCCGGGGCGCAGGCCCGCUUCAGCUGCACGCUCAGCGAGGCCGUGCCCGUGAGCGAGGCGAGCUGGUACGUCAACGGGGCUGCUGUGCAGCCGGAUGACCCCGACUGGAUGGUCACUGUAGAUGGCAGCCACCACGCCCUGCUGCUGCGCCACGCCCAGCCACACCAUGCUGGGGAGGUCACCUUUGCCGCCCGCGAUGCCCUGGCCUCUGCGCGGCUCACUGUGCUGGGCCUCCCUGACCCCCCUGAGGACGCGGAGGUGGUGGGGCGCAGUGGUCACUCUGUGACGCUGUCCUGGGCAGCUCCCACAAGCGAUGGUGGUGCUGGUCUCUGUGGCUACCGUGUAGAGAUGAAGCAGGGAGCCACUGGCCAGUGGCGCUUGUGCCAUGAGCUGGUGCCUGGGCCCGAGUGCGUGGUGGAUGGCCUGCGUCCUGGGGAGGCCUACCGCUUCCGCGUGGCUGCUGUGGGUCCGGCGGGCACAGGGGAGCCCGUGCACCUGCCCCAGACCGUCUGUCUGGCAGAGCCAGAGCCCGUGCGUCCCCCGGCUCCUGAGAGCCGCCAGGUGGCUGUCGGCCAGGAUGUCUGCCUGGAGCUGGAGACGGCAGUGGAGGCUGGCGAGGUGGUGUGGCACAGAGGCUCGGAGCGCAUCCAGCCCGAUGGGCACUUUGAGGUGGUCUCCCGAAGUGGGCGGCAGAUGCUGGUGAUCAGGGACUUCAGGGCCGAGGACCAGGGGGAGUACCGCUGCAGCCCUGCCCAUGGCCCCAGCCCCCCAACAGCUGCUGCCUUCCAGGUGGUGCUGGCUCAGGACUCUGGGGCUGAGGCCCCUGCACAACCCAGCCUGCCCCCUGAGGCGGCCCAGGAGGGCGACCUGCACCUGCUGUGGGAGGCCCUGGCCCGGAAGCGUCGCAUGAGCCGGGAGCCCACCCUGGACUCCAUCAGCGAGCUGCCGGAGGAGGACAGCCGGGUGCAGCACCUGCGGCUGGAGGCAGAGGAGGCCGCCCCCGACCUCUCCGAGGACUACUCCACGGCCGAUGAGCUGGCGCGUACCGGGGAGGCGGACCUCUCGCACACCAGCUCGGACGAUGAGUCCCGAGCAGGCACCCCUUCCCUGGUUAGCUACCUCAAGAGGGCCGGGAGGCCGGGAGUCUCGCCUCUGGCCAGCAAGGUUGGGGCUCCAGCAGUUCCCGCUGUGAAGCCACCGGAGCAGCCACAGCAACCACCCGCAGCACAGCUGCCGCCAGGAGACCUGCAUGGGCCCUGUGUGGACGAGGCGGCCAUGAAGAUCCAAGCCGCCUUCAAGGGCUACAAGGUCCGGAAAGAGGUGAAGCGGCAGGAGAGGCCUGUGUUCUCCCGCACCUUUGGGGACACAGAGGCGCAGGUUGGGGACACCUUACAUCUGGAGUGCGUGGUGGCCAGCAAAGCGGACGUGCGGGCCCGGUGGCUGAAGGACGACGUGGAGCUGACCGACGGGCGGCACCACCACAUCGACCAGCUGGCGGACGGCACCUGCUCUCUGCUGGUCACUGGCCUGGGCCAUGCUGACACCGGCCGCUACACCUGUCAGGUGACCAACAGAUUUGGGCAGGUGGCCCACAGCGCCUGCGUAGUGGUCAGUGGGACAGAGAGUGAGGCCGAGAGCUCCUCGGGAGGUGAGCUGGACGACGCCUUCCGCAGGGCCGCCCGGCGGCUGCACCGGCUCUUCCGCACCAAAGGCCCGGCCGAGGUCUCGGACGAGGAGCUCUUCUUGAGCGCGGACGAGGGCACCGUGGAGCCGGAGCCCGCCGACUGGCAGACCUACCAAGAGGACGAGCACUGCGUCUGCAUCCGUUUCGAGGCCCUGGCUGAGGCUGAGCGGGCGGUCGCCUGCUUCCGGGAGACGUUUGCCACGCUGGGCAUCGGGGUGGAGAUCAGCCUGGUGGAGCAGGGCCCCCGGAGCGUGGAGAUGCGCGUCUGUAGGGCAGCCCCUGCCCCUGGCGCGCCCCCAGAGCCAGCACCCGGCCUGCUGCCCGCCGACACGGCCCCGGUGUUUGUGACGGAGCUGCAGAACCAGGAAGUACAGGACGGCUAUCCCGUGAGCUUCGACUGUGUGGUGAGGGGCCAGCCUGUGCCCAGCGUGCGCUGGUUCAAGGACGGGAAGCUGCUGGAGGAGGACGACCACUACAUGAUCAACGAGGACCAGCAGGGCGGCCACCAGCUCAUCAUCACAGCCGUGGUGCCCACGGACAUGGGCGUCUACCGCUGCCUGGCGGAGAACAGCAUGGGGGUGUCCUCCACCAAGGCCGAGCUGCGUGUGGAACUCACGAGCACAGACUACGACACUGCGGCCGAUGCCACAGAGACCUCCUCGUACUUCAGCGCGCAAGGCUACCUGUCCAGCCGGGAGCAGGAGGGGACAGAGUCGGAUGAGGGGCAGCUGCCCCAGGUGGUGGAAGAGCUGAAAGACCUGCAGGUGGUCCCUGGCACACGCCUUGCCAAGUUCCAGCUCAGGGUGAAAGGCUACCCAGCACCCAAGCUGUACUGGUUCAAAGAUGGCCAGCCCCUGACUGCAUCUGCCCACAUCCGCAUGGCUGACAAGAAGACCCUGCACACCCUGGAGGUUGUCUCUGUGGCGCGGGAGGAUGCUGGACAGUACUCCGCCUACAUCAGCAAUGCUGUGGGCGCCGCCUACUCAUCUGCCCGGCUGCUGGUCCGCGGCCCGGAUGAGCCCGAAGAGAAGCCAGUGUCAGCUGUGCCUGAGCAGAUGGUGCCUCCCCGGGUCCUGGAAAGAUUCACCCCCAAGACAGUGAAGCGGCAUUCCAGUGUCACCUUCUCCGUGAAGGUAGCAGGACACCCGGCCCCCACGGUGCACUGGCUCAGGGAGGAGGCCGAGAGGGGUGUGCUCUGGAUCGGCCCUGACACGCCGGGCUACACUGUGGCCAGCUCUGCCCAGCGGCACAGCCUGGUCAUGCUGGACGUGGGCCGGCAGCACCAGGGCACUUACACAUGCAUCGCCACCAACGCCGCUGGCCAAGCCCUCUGCUCGGCCAGUUUGCACGUCUCAGGCCUGGCCAAGGAGGAGGAGCAGGAGAAGGUGAAGGAGACCCUCAUCUCCACUUUCCUGCAGGGGACAACCCAAGCUAUCUCAGCACAGAUGCUGGAAUCCGGGAACGUGGCUGAGCUUGCUGGACAGAAGAAGGGAGAGACCCUGGCAGCUGAGGAGGCCGGUGGCCACCUGUCCCUCGCUGAGGUGGGCACGGAGGAGUUCCUGCGGAGACUCACCACCCAGAUCACGGAGAUGGUGUCAGCCAAGAUCACGCAGGCCAAACUGCAGGUGCCCGGAGGCGACAGUGACGAGGAGUCCAAGACACCGUCCGCGUCCCCCCGGCACGGCCGGUCUCGGCCAUCCUCCAGCGUACAGGAGUCUUCCUCAGAGUCGGAAGACGGCGACUCGCGUGGUGAGAUCUUCGACAUCUACGUGGUCACAGCCGACUACCUGCCCCUGGGGGCGGAGCAGGACGCCAUCACUCUCCGGGAAGGCCAGUACGUGGAGGUGCUGGACUCGGCCCACCCGCUGCGCUGGCUCGUGCGCACCAAGCCCACCAAAUCCAGCCCCUCCAGGCAGGGCUGGGUGUCGCCUGCCUACCUGGACAAGAGGCUCAAGCUGUCACCAGAGUGGGGGGCCCCCGAGGCCCCUGAAUUUCCCGGGGAGGCCAUGUCAGAAGCUGAGUAUAAGACGAAGCUGAGUGCCGUGGUCCAGGAGCUGCUGAGCUCGGAGCAGGCCUUUGUGGAGGAGCUGCAGUUCCUGCAGAGCCACCACAUGCAGCACCUGGAGCAGUGCCCCCACGUGCCGCCGGCCGUGGCCAGCCAGAAAGCAGUCAUCUUCCGCAACGUGCGGGACAUCGGGCGAUUCCACAGCAGCUUCCUGCAGGAGCUGCAGCGCUGUGACACGGACGAUGACGUAGCCAUGUGCUUCAUCAAGAACCAGGAGGCCUUCGAGAAGUACCUGGAGUUCCUGGUGGGCCGCGUGCAGGCCGAGUCCGUGGUGGUCAGCACGGCCGUCCAGGAGUUCUACAAGAAAUACGCGGAGGAAGCGCUCUCGGCUGGGGACCCCCUGCAGCCGCCCCCGCUGCCCCUGCAGCACUACCUGGAGCAGCCGGUGGCGCGGGUGCAGCAGUACCAGGCCCUGCUGAAGGAGCUCAUCCGGAACAAGGCGCGGAACAGGCAGAACUGUGCGCUGCUGGAGCAGGCCUAUGCGGUCGUGUCGGCGCUGCCCCAGCGGGCCGAGAACAAGCUGCACGUGUCCCUCAUGGAGAACUACCCGGGCACGCUGGAGGCCCUGGGCGAACCCAUCCGCCAGGGCCACUUCAUCGUGUGGGAAGGGGCUCCGGGGGCCCGCAUGCCCUGGAAGGGCCACAACCGCCAUGUCUUCCUCUUCCGCAACCACCUGGUGAUCUGCAAGCCGCGGCGGGACCCCCGCACCGACACCUCCAGCUAUGUGUUCCGAAACAUGAUGAAGCUCAGCAACAUCGACCUGAACGACCAGGUGGAGGGGGACGACCGCGCCUUCGAGGUCUGGCACGAGCGGGAGGACUCGGUGCGCAAGUACCUGCUGCAGGCCCGCACGGUCAUCAUCAAGAGCUCGUGGGUGAAGGAGAUCUGCGGCAUCCAGCAGCGCCUGGCCCUGCCCGUGUGGCGCCCCCCGGAUUUUGAAGAGGAGCUGGCCGACUGCACAGCUGAGCUGGGGGAGACGGUCAAGCUGGCCUGCCGGGUGACCGGCACGCCCAAGCCUGUCGUGAGCUGGUACAAAGAUGGGAGGCCGGUGGAGGUGGACCCUCACCACAUCCUCAUCGAGGACCCUGAUGGUUCGUGCACCCUCAUCCUGGACAACCUCACCGGGGCAGACUCCGGCCAGUACAUGUGCUUUGCAGCCAGUGCCGCCGGCAAUGCCAGCACCCUGGGCAAGAUCCUGGUACAAGUCCCACCGCGGUUUGUGAACAAGGUCCGGGCGGCGCCCUUUGUGGAAGGGGAAGACGCCCAGUUCACUUGCACCAUUGAAGGCGCCCCCUACCCUCAGAUCAGGUGGUACAAGGACGGGGCCCUGCUGACCGCCGGCAACAAGUACCAGAUGCUGAGUGAGCCACGUAGCGGUGUGCUGGUGCUGACCGUCCGGGCGGCUGGCCGGGAGGACCUCGGGCACUAUGAGUGCGAGCUAACGAACCGGCUAGGCAUCACGCGCGGCGGGGGGCACCUGCACCUGCGGAGCCCGGCACUGCGGGCCCGAGACCAGCACCACAGGGAGCAGCUCGUGGCAGCUGUGGAAGUCACUGAGCAGGAGACUAAGGUCCCCAAGAAAACCGUCAUCAUAGAGGAGACCAUCACCACCGUGGUGAAGAGCCCCCGCGGCCGGCGACGGUCCCCCAGCAAGUCCCCCUCCCGCUCUCCUUCCCGCGGCCUGGCCGGCCCGCAGUUGGCACCUGAGCUGCCGUCCUCAGCAGGGCCCAGCCAGACCCACAGGCCUGGGGCAGGGCCAGGCUGGAAGCCCACGGUGCCUGCACUGUACGUGACGGAGGCCGAGGCCCACUCCGCAGCCCCGCCUGGGGGCACCAGAGCCCAGCCCCAGUGGGUGGAGGUUGAGGAGACCAUCGAAGUCCGCGUGAGGAAGACAGGCCCCCGGGACGUGUCUCCUGCCAGAGAGGGGCCUGGCGGGGACCCCAACACCAACAACUCCAACAACAAGUGGCUGGCCCAUGGCGUCCUGCACGGGGCUGCCCCUGAGCCUGAGGGGACAGGAGCUCCCCUGGAGGAGGAAGGUGUCAGGCUUGAGGAAGAGGAAGAGGAAGGCCUGUGUGCCCGGGACCCCAAGAUCCUGAAGCGUGACGGCCGCGUGCUGACGCUGGCGGACCUGGAGGACUAUGUGCCCCAGGCCGGGGAGACCUUUGGCCGCGGCAGCCCCGGGCCCCGGGCCCCUGAUGACCUGCCCUGUGAGGUGGCUGUGCUGCAGCGCGAGAUCUCAGAGCCCACCGUGGGGCAGCCCGUGCUGCUGAGUGUGGGGCGCCCGCUGGGACCCCCGGCCUCCCUCAGGCCCGGGUCCUGGGGCCACAGUGCCCAGGGUGUGUCCUUCCUUGGGCCCUGGACGCCGUCCUGCCCAGGUGCAGCCCGGGUGCAGCGUUGCACAGACAGCGGCCAGAGCAGCUUCAAGACGGAAGUUUCCGCCCAGGUGGUCAGCUUCGGGGCUGUGGGCGAGACGGUCACUCUGCACAUCCACCCAGAUGGGGAUGAGGCCCCCGGCCCCUCCCAUAGUGCCCCGUGAGGCUCCGAGGCCUGGUCACCCUUGACUCUCAGGCUUUGCCCUGCGCCAGGAAGUCCCCAACUUGCCCGGGACACAUGCUUGGACCCCACCCCUCCUUGCUUUCCACAACUCAGGGCCCUUCCUACCUCACUGGACUUGAGCUUCAGCCAAAGCUCUGGGAGCCUCACAGAGCCAGCGGUCUCCUCCCUCGUGGGCCCCUUCCACCCCAGCGAGCUGGGGGCCUGAGGCCCCUUGGAGGUUCUUCCUGCAGGGUGGGCGUUGGGGGCUGGCUGU